CCGCUCGGUUUCCGGGAGUCGGCGGCGAUGGCGUCAUCACCGAGCGCCGGGCCUACGGCAGCGCGGAGGCCGGCUGUGUGAGCAGGAAACAUGCUGAGCCGGCUUCAGGAACUGCGCAAGGAGGAGGAGACGCUGCUGCGAUUGAAGGCGGCCCUGCACGACCAGCUGAACCGCCUCAAGGUUGAAGAAUUAGCCCUCCAAUCAAUGAUCAGUUCUAGAAGAGGGGAUGAGAUACUGUCUUCUCAAACUGUACCUGAACAGUCACAUGAUAUGUUGGUGCAUGUAGACAAUGAAGCAUCAAUCAACCAAACGACACUGGAGUUGAGCACAAAGAGUCAUGUGACAGAAGAGGAGGAAGAGGAAGAGGAAGAAGAAUCAGAUUCCUAAAGGAGGGGAAAAACCAGGGUCCCUUAUACAAAUUGCAUUUCUAAGUCUCAGACUACUUCUCUUCAAGGAAAUCAUUUUGCCCUGGGCCCUGUGGCCUGCUUGAAAGGAAAGCAAGAACUGUAAGAAGGAUGUGUAGUUGCAGAAAUAGUUCCAUCAGUAACUCAAGCUUCAGAAUGUUAUAACAUGCAGAAAAUCAAAGAUGCUUUGUCAGCGUUGAGCAAUAUGGAUGGUGCUGUCUGUGAUCUGAUCAGAUUCAGUAAUUGUUGAAAACAAAAUUUGCUCUCAAAUUUUGAUGAGAAAGUCUGGCAUUUACAGAAAGGGCAGUUUAAAUACAAGCCAGCCUUUCUACCCAACAAUGCCUCUUUUAAGAAAAGUAAAGGCUGUUUGCAUGCCGCUGAACCCUUGUGAGAAGUUAGGCCACAGUCUAGGGCAAAAAGAUGACCAGGGGAAGGACUGAGGGCCAUCUGAGAGCACAAGCUGUUGCUCCCUGUCAGAGGCACUGAAACAUUGCAUGCUA
Messenger RNA from Saimiri boliviensis boliviensis (Bolivian squirrel monkey), 904 nucleotides. RefSeq names its product small nuclear RNA activating complex polypeptide 5 (gene SNAPC5). Gene Ontology annotation, cellular component: nucleus. The record is from RefSeq and is a predicted model, not a curated record. Lineage: Eukaryota; Metazoa; Chordata; Mammalia; Primates; Cebidae. Gene Ontology annotation, biological process: transcription by RNA polymerase II; transcription initiation at RNA polymerase III promoter.